UCUGUCUGCUAGCAUAGGGGUAGUAUUAUUCUUUGUUAUAAAAUAUUAUUAUUUGAAGUUAGUUUUGAGUAUUUCAAAACCAAAAGAAAUUUUAUCUUUCGCAAACAAAAUUUAAAGCGUAAUUUGAACGACGUAAAGCUUGAGAAUCCAAAGGGAAAUCCACAUUCAAGAGUUUAAGUGAAACGUUAAGAAAUGGAAAACGUCAAUGGCUUGAAUAAAAUAGAUGUGAAUGAGGGUGAUGUACAACCUGGGAAAAAUGCUUUGGACGAAUCUAGCGUCACUAUGCUGGAUGUCUUGGAAGAAGAAAAGGAGCUGGAAGAUGAGUAUGCCGCAGUGCUGGGAGCGUCCGAUGACAAGGUGUGUACCUAUAGUCAGGGAGAUGCUGUUAAAAGGCAGGCUCUUUAUUCAUGUUUAACAUGUUGCCCCGAAUCGCUUAAUGAUUUGACGAAAUGUGCUGGCAUCUGUUUGGCAUGUACGUACCAGUGCCAUGAAAAUCAUGAGCUUGUUGAACUAUAUACCAAACGAAAUUUUCGUUGUGAUUGUCCCACUGAGCGUAUGGGCAGCUCCAAUAAAUGUAGAUUAAAUCCUGGUCUUGACCAGCCCGCGGUGGUAAACCAGGACAAUGUGUACAAUCAAAACUUUCAGGGUUUGUACUGCAAUUGUCAUCGGCCAUAUCCAGAUCCAGAGCGUACCGCGGAAGAAAUAAUGUUGCAGUGCGCCAUCUGUGAGGAUUGGUUCCACCUGCAUCAUUUAGAUGGACCACCGAAUGCGCAAAAAUUGAUGGAAGCUUGUAGUGAAAUGAUUUGUGGUAGUUGCAUGGCUAGUCACGAGUUCCUACGACACUACACCGGCUUUGCUCUAAAAGCUGUCGACAGUAUCGAUGAUUCCGUCGUGGAUGGGAAUGCUACCGUAGCUGCUGUGGAUUUAUCAGCAUGCGAAGACAACGACAAUAAAUUAAAAAGUGAUUUGGAUAAAAGUAUUUCGGAGAUAAUGAAUAUGGGUGAAGGCGAAGCAACUUUGAAUGAUGCUAUCGAAGGCGAACCUUCCUCAAAAAGAGCGAAACUUGAAAAUGAUGAAAUUGAAAAGAAUGAAGCAAAACAAAAAAAUAUGUGUCGGCGUCCGUCCGAUAUAGGCGAUUACGAAAAAGGACCCACCUUUUGGGGUGCUGAUUGGCGAAAUGCACUCUGCCGUUGCGCAUCCUGUAUGCAGGUGUAUAGAGGCGAAAAAGUCGAAUACCUUCUAGAUGCUGAAGACUCGGCAAAGAGCUACGAAGAGCGUGGUAAACAAAAGGCUGCUGCGGAGUCUUCCUAUGAACAAGGCAUUCGCGCAUUGGCCUCAAUAGAUCGUGUCCAGCAAAUCGAUGUGAUUACCGAAUACAAUCGCAUGAAGGAUCGCCUAAAGGACUAUUUACAAACCUUUGUUGCCAACAAAAAAGUCGUCACUGAGGAUGACAUCAAUCGUUUCUUUAGCGAAAUUCGCAAUGAGAAAAACGUGGAAAUUGGCCUACCGCAUUUUUGUCGUUAACUCAUUGUAUUUAUUAUCCACAAUUUCAUAUUCAAAUUUAUACAUAGCCCAUACUGAUACAUCUGUUUUGUUUUUAUUGUUACAAUUCCAUGUAUUUUCUAAACUAACAUUCCAUUGUCCCCAUUGCAUACAAUUAUAAGGCACAUUAUACAAUUGAAAGGGUUUUCUGUACUUGCCCCGAAGAUUUCACCUCUUUAAGCAGCAUCUCCUUACACAUUCUAAUUUAGAUAUACAUGCAUAUUCGAACAUAUUUACCAUUACCACCCCUGUUUAUCCCAUUAACGUAGUAAAAAAAAUAAACAGUAAUAAAUUCGGACUAA
This is a messenger RNA of Stomoxys calcitrans (stable fly), 1844 nucleotides long. RefSeq names its product putative E3 ubiquitin-protein ligase UBR7. Gene Ontology annotation, molecular function: zinc ion binding; ubiquitin protein ligase activity. The transcript is spliced from 3 exons. NCBI's taxonomy places the organism in Eukaryota, Metazoa, Arthropoda, Insecta, Diptera, Muscidae. The coding region runs from base 193 to 1524 and encodes 443 amino acids. The record is from RefSeq and is a predicted model, not a curated record. Gene Ontology annotation, cellular component: cytoplasm.